Molecule: messenger RNA, 1750 nt
Organism: Cercospora beticola
Lineage: Eukaryota; Fungi; Ascomycota; Dothideomycetes; Mycosphaerellales; Mycosphaerellaceae
Biological process (GO): proteolysis
Cellular component (GO): fungal-type vacuole
Molecular function (GO): serine-type carboxypeptidase activity
Source: RefSeq, a predicted model, not a curated record
AUGCUGUCCAGUGCUUGCAUUCUUGGGCUGCUUUUCUCUGCCACCGCGAGUGCCCAAUUCGUAACGCCUCCGACAGAUCUAACGACCACAGCAGGAUACCUCGAUAUUCCAGUCCGAUGGAAGGAAGUGCCUGAAGGCAUUUGCGAAUUGACACCAGGAGUGAAAAGCUAUUCAGGAUAUGUCGACGUUUUCGAAGAUCAGCAUGUCUUUUUCUGGUUCUUCGAAAGCCGCAACGGAAGUCCAGAAGAAGCGCCCUUGACAGUCUGGAUCAAUGGAGGACCAGGAUCAUCUUCCAUGAUUGGCCUCUUCCAGGAACUGGGGCCAUGCGGUGUGGAUGCAGAUGGAAAUGUCUAUACGAAUGAGCACGCCUGGAACAAUGCCUCGAACAUGUUGUUCAUCGACCAUCCUGCUCAGGUGGGCUUCAGCUACUCGACUCCCGUUUCUGGAUAUGAGACGAAAUCAUCACAAGUUGCCCAGCUGCCAAAUGCGACCUGCUUCGGUUUUGCUGGAGAUACAUGCGGAACUUACAGCUACCCAAAUUUGACCAACACUGCCAACUCAACUGCUGAUGCGGCACCGAGCAUGUGGCGCACAUUGCAAGGAUUCAUGGGAGCCUUCCCGCAAUAUUCCAGGAACGAGUUCAAUUUUGCAACUGAAUCAUAUGGUGGACAUUACGGACCCAUAUUCAACGCAUACAUCGAAUCUCAAAAUGACUUGAUCGAGAAGUCCUCGUUGCCAGGAGCGCAUCACAUCAAGCUGUCGACUCUCUUGAUCGGAAAUGGAUGGUACGACCCACUGGUACAGUACGCUGCUUUCUACAAUUUCACGGUAUUCCCCGGAAACACGUAUGAUUAUGAUCCAUACAACCAGUCCACCAAAAAUCAGUUGUACAACGCAAUGUACGGACCUGGCAAUUGCUAUGACCGGACUCUGGAUUGCUAUAACAGAGGCAUCAACGAGAUCUGUUCCGCAGCCGAUACCUUCUGUGCCAACGAAGUGGAAUCCGUUCUCGACAACGUGGCCAACCGCGACGAAUAUGAUAUCCGAGAACUUUCUCCCGAUCCAUUCCCAUAUUCUUACUACGUGGACUACCUCAAUACGCCAAAAGUACAACAAGCCAUCGGCGCAUUCGUAAACUUCAGCGAAUCCAACAGUGCCGUCGGCAAUGCCUUUGGUAGCACAGGCGACGAUGAUCGAGAAUCAGGCACGAUCGCCGCAGUCCGCAGCUUAGUAGAAGACGGCAUCUACGUCGUUCAAUUCGCCGGAGACGCAGAUUACAAUUGUAACGGCGGCCAAGUCAUAGCCGAAAAGGUCAACGCACCAGGUUUCUCUUCCGCAGGCUACGAAAACGUCACGACUUUGGAUAACAUUGUUCACGGGCAAGUCAAAUAAUCGGAUAAUUUCGCUUUUGUGAGGGUGUAUGAAAGUGGACAUGAAGUUCCCUUUUAUCAGCCUGUACUCGCAUUAGAAAUGUUUGAGCGAGCGAUUAAUGGUAAAGAUAUUGCUACUGGGAAGAAACAUUGGAAGCAGUAUAAGAGUGUUGGACCGGCUGAGAGUACUUAUCGAGAGGGUAAUGGGACGAUGCAGUCUGCGGUUCUGCCGGCGAAUGCUACGUAUAAUACGACGACGAAUGCGCCGAAUCCGGUUAAUGGGACUAAUGGGACUGCUGGGAUUUCAGCUGGUGCUGCCAGACAAGAUAUGAAGAAGAAGGCGAAGCGGAUGUUCAAGCCUUCGUAUCAGAACAGGAGAU